AUGGGUCGAACGAAACGCUCAAUCGAAGAGAUCGCAAACAAGUCCGACUCAGACGACGAUGACUACAGCGAUCACCCCAUCCGCUCCAGCCGCCGCUCAGGUUCAAAAACAAAGACAAAGAAAAAGGCCCGACCCACGAAGAAACGGGCCCGUCGCGGCUCAGACGACGAUAUCAUCUCCGACGGCGAUGAACUGAGUGAGCUUGACGAGCUUUCCUUUGAUGGCUCUGAUGAUGAGGAGGAGGACUUGAACGCGCCGAGAAACGCCAGAGGUGUCGUCGCCCGACGAGCAGCUACGAACAGACCGCUCUACAACGAGGACGAUUCGAGCAGUAUCGAGGACGAAGAUGAGGAUGAGGUUCCUUCGCCGCCGAAAAAGCGCAAGAGUACGGUCGUCAAGUUGAAGGUGGGAAGUGCGCUGAACAAUUUCACGGGAACACGGCGGACGACUCGACGGACCCGAGACCCUUCAGAAGACAUUUAUGCUUUAACGAAUUCGGGACGCCAUAUGCAGACGGUUGAAAGGGGCACGCAUAGUCCGGAGAUAGAGCGGGGCCGUCGUUCAUCGCGUGGUUCGAAGCGCGGUCCCGAGGCUGAGGAGGCAGACACGAAAAUGGAGGAUAUAGAAGUCAUCGAAGAGACUCUGACCGAAAUCAAGGCCUCGCAGCUGGAGGUCCUGGAAAGCGCCCCGGCUUCGUUCCAGGAAGGUGUGACGCAAGACGCAGGCGGAGACGAUCAAGGUUUUGUACCGGAAUCUGAGAAUGAAGAUGCAAAGGGCGAUGAGGAAGAAGAUGACGACGAUGAAGGUCCAAUCACGGGGAGGAGGACUAGGCCGACUCGGAGUCAAAAUGUGGAAGAAGAUGCUACACAGGCGGAUGGUGAGGACACACAACUCCGUCGCUCCAGUCGCAAAAAGCCAAAAUCUUCGCAACGGAACGACGAUGAAAGCGAUUUUGAGCCUGAUGCAGAGGAAUCCAAUGAUGAGGAUGAAAUUUCGCAGUCUGGAAAGUCGCAAGGCUCGCCACAAAAACCGAGCCAGGUUCGCGACGAGGACUAUGAAAGCUCAACCGGUCGACGCCCAGGCCUUCGUAAGCGUACCUCCCGAUCUCGUGGACAAUCCGAAGCUGCUGAUAUCGCGGAUGAGUUGGCCGAAGAGCUCGAAGAUCUCCGCGGAGGGCGUCCUCGUCGGCGUGUACGUGAAGAAAUCGUGUAUGAAAAGCCCCGACGCAGCCGGAAGGACGUUGAUUACCGCAUUAUCCGCCCCGACUUGAUCCUGCCGAUAGAAGAGGCCGAGAAUGAGGUUAAUGAGUCCCCCUCGCGCCGCGGCCGUGGUGGAGGCGCCAGCACCUGGCAGCGUACACUGUUCCCUACGUAUGGACCCUUUGGAGGUGGCGGGCCGUCGGCAAUACUGGGGCCACCAGGCGCACCUGCUGCGACCGGAGGCGUUGAUAGCGAUAGUAGCGACGAUGAAGGCAUGCAACACCCCAAGGGAUCAAUAUCAGGGCCCGCAGGCGGCCCCACGCCUCUUCCUGGUAUUCUGGCCCCUCAAACACACAGUGCCGACCCAGCGCAAAACCUAUCUGGCACACCAGCAAACCUUGGCCGUGUCAAAGAUAAGCAAGCCCUGGCUGAUGCAGACCCUCUGGGCGUUGACAUGAAUGUCAACUUUGAUAGCGUCGGAGGGUUGCAGGGCCACAUUGACCAGCUGAAGGAGAUGGUUUCACUGCCACUUUUGUACCCGGAGAUCUUCCAACGGUUCCAUAUUGUACCCCCUCGAGGUGUGCUCUUCCAUGGACCUCCUGGAACGGGUAAGACGCUGUUGGCUAGGGCAUUGGCGAACAGUGUCAGCUCUGAAGGGCGAAAGGUGACAUUUUACAUGAGAAAGGGAGCUGAUGCUCUCAGCAAGUGGGUGGGAGAAGCUGAACGUCAACUUCGUCUGCUCUUCGAGGAGGCUCGCAAGACCCAGCCGAGCAUCAUUUUCUUUGACGAGAUUGAUGGACUGGCUCCUGUCCGUUCAAGCAAACAGGAACAGAUCCAUGCGUCAAUCGUCUCCACUCUGCUGGCGUUGAUGGACGGUAUGGAUGGUCGUGGCCAAGUGAUCGUCAUUGGCGCUACAAAUCGACCGGACUCUAUAGAUCCUGCUCUCCGCCGUCCUGGCCGCUUCGACCGCGAGUUCUACUUCCCAUUACCAAAUACCGAAGGCCGGCGUGCUAUCCUAGAUAUCCACACCAAAGGCUGGGAUCCCGCCCUGCCCGGUCCAAUCAAAGACGAGCUUGCGGAGAUCACCAAGGGCUACGGAGGUGCCGAUUUGCGCGCUCUGUGCACGGAAGCCGCGCUCAACGCAGUUCAGAGGAGAUACCCUCAGAUCUACAAAUCCGACAAGAAGCUCAUCAUUGAUCCAAAAAUGAUUGAGGUCACGCCAAAGGACUUUAUGUUGGCGAUCAAGAAGAUGGUCCCGUCAUCGGAGCGUUCGACUUCGUCUGGUGCUUCACAAUUACCCAAGCCUAUCGAGCCAUUGCUACGGAAGCCGCUUGUUGAGCUCAAGAGUAUCUUGUCCGAAAUCCUUCCUCAGCGUAAGAGGCUCACCGCUCUGGAGGAGGCCCAGUUCGAAGAACCAGAAGAGUCCUCAAGGGGCUUCCAGCGUGAGCAGAUGCAGCAGGAAUUCGAGCGGUCCCGAGUCUUCCGGCCAAGACUACUACUGAGCGGGUCCCUGGGAAUGGGCCAGCAUUACCUAGCAGGCGCCUUGCUACACCACUUUGAGGGCCUGCACGUCCAGUCGUUUGAUCUACCGACACUGCUUAGCGACUCAACCCGGUCACCCGAAGCAGCUGUUAUCCAGCUUUUCGCAGAGGUCAAACGUCACAAGCCAAGUGUGAUUUACAUUCCUGGUUUGCAAAAUUGGUCUGAGACUGUCGGUCAGGCUGUGAUAUCAACGUUCCUGGGACUCCUCCGCUCUAUGCCUCCCACUGACCCGGUUCUGCUGCUUGGCAUCAUGGAGGCUCAUAGUGAGGAUAUGGAUACGGGGCUAGUGCGGAACCUCUUUGGCUACUCGAAGAGAAAUGUCUUUGAGCUUCAGGCGCCGGCGAAUGAGGCGCGGCACGAGUACUUUGCCAAGGUCAUUGACCUGAUCAAAGCCGCGCCCACACAUCUUCCUGACCCUGACAACCGGAAGAAGAGACAGCUUGAGGAGUUGGAAGUAGCACCGCCACCGCCACCAAAGGAGAAGACGCCUCUCUCGAAAGAACAGCUUAAGGCGCAAAAGAAGAAGGAUUACCAGACACUAAAUCUACUAAAGAUCCGCAUUCAGCCUAUCAUGGACCAGAUUAAAAAGUACAAGCGGUUCAGGACUGGCGUGAUCGAUGAGUCUCAGAUCCGGUAUCUGUGGGAAGAGGAAGACCCAAACAUUGUCACAAGCGAUCUGCCGAUCGAGCAGCGGACAACGUUCCGACCUUUUGAAAAGGCGUACGACAAGCACGGUGCUCCUGGCCUCAGGGAAACGGUGUCCGGGAAAUUCUUCUACAACAUGGAGAUCGUGACCAUUGAGAAGCGCCUCUCCAACGGUUACUACAAGCGGCCAAAGGACUUUUUGGCGGAUAUCAAACGACUAGCAAAGGAUGCGCGCCAGCUUAACGACCAGGAACGCUUGUUACGUGCAAACGAACUUUUAUCUAACGUCGAGGUGGAUAUCGCGACCAUUGAGCAAGCGGAGCCUGCUUUGGUUGCCGAGUGCGAAAACGUGUAUCUUCGAGAGCUUGAGCGCGAAAAGGCUGCGCUGGAGAAAGCGAGGGCUCAAGAGGAGGAAGGGAUCGCGGCCCGUGCGGCCAAUAGGGUACCCCAUGGGAAUACAGACUCAGAGCCCUCCAGUGGGCCAGUCGUCCUUGGUGCUUCGUUCCCAGAUAGUGGCCCUCAAGUUCCUGGCCGGCCCGUCACGCCAACGCGACGGUCGACAGUGAGCUUCAUGACAAAUGGAUACCAUCACAGUGGCGGUACAGAUUUGAACGAAUCGCAUCCAAGCAACCGAUCACACGAGUCUCAACCUGACGGAGACGGGGACCUGUACAUGACCAACUCCGACCACUCCGUUGGAAGAGAUACGCAGGCUAGUUCGUUCGGUCCUUCGGCCCAGCCUAAACCAGCCUAUUCUAUGACAGCCCCCUCCCAGCAAAUAAGACGGGAGUCUGGACUAUCUAGCUUCUCGCAAAAGGGACCAAUGACCCCGAUGGCCCCAGGAUCGCAGCCCGGUGACUACACAAAUGAAGCUUCUACCACGCAGACGACAUCGGACAAGAAGUCGUCUGAUCAAUCUUCCGUUCCGCAGCCUUAUACGCAGAGCCCGAUUGUGGUUCACGGCGGCAGACACGAUUACCCGGAUCUCUCCCAGUACCCUGAUCGAGUUUCACAAGAGGAGAUGCACCUUCCUGAUACGCAGCAGGGCGACAGUAGCCAACCGUCUCCCCCUCAACCCCGCGAUUCUUUGCCUGGGCAUCCAGACUUUGCUGGUCAAUCCCAGCAGAGAUCACAGCCCCCUGUCCCUCUUUUCGAAGCGACUUCCAGACAGCCCACCGGCCUGCAGUCUCUGCUCAAUCAUGAGGAUGAGCAGGCUACGUUGAUCAUCGAUCUCGACUAUGUACAGAAUCUGCACAAGGAGAUGACACAGCGCACGAGUGGUUGCUCAGUGGAACAGCUGGAACAGAUCAACACUGCAUUGAUGGACUUCCUCUGGCACACGCGCAGCGAAUGGAACCGCAGCAAGGUCGCGGCUGGGAUCCAAAACGCCUUUAACGAUGUCCUCGAGGAUAUGCAAGCUGUACAAGAGAUCGGACCGAUAAGCCAGAAGACAAAGGAGCAGCUGGGCUCGCUGUACCAGAUGUAA
Molecule: messenger RNA, 4872 nt
Organism: Aspergillus calidoustus
Lineage: Eukaryota; Fungi; Ascomycota; Eurotiomycetes; Eurotiales; Aspergillaceae
Source: the annotation of a GenBank genome assembly